AUGCGAGCCCUGCUGCUGCUCUCCGCGCUGGCCUGGCUCUCCGGGUGCCGCCCUGCUACUGGAUUAGGACUAAAUGUGACAGAGCAGGAGGAGAAUGUGCCUGUGGCAUGGGACCACAGUGUCGAUGGGAGCACCAUGCCCUCAGGAAUUGACUAUGAAGAUACUGAAGACGACGAGGAGGAGGACGACCCAGCAGUGCCUAUGUACAUUGUAGAUGAUUCGAUUAGAGUUGAACCUGUGAUUAAACCCAAGCAAACAAAAACAGAUAGGGAAAAGAAUCCUGACAAAACGAAAAGAAAGAAAAACAAAGGGAAGAAAAAUAAGAAGAAGAAAGCGACACCAUGUGAAGGAGAGUACAAAAAUUUUUGCAUUCAUGGUGAAUGCAAAUACCUAGAAGACCUCAAAGAAGUAACAUGCAAAUGCCAUCAGGAUUAUUUUGGUGAACGCUGUGGUGAACAGUUCAUGAAGACUCAUAAGAGAAAUGACAUAGGCAACUAUUCCACAACGAUAUUGGUGGUGGUAGCUGUUCUGCUGUCCAGCAUCAGCUUCAUUGCGAUUGUCAUCAUUGUUAUAGUGCAGGUCAGGAAAACAUAUCCUCAAUAUGAAGAAAAGGAGGAAAGGAAAAAGCUCAGACAAGAGAACGGAAAUGGCCAUGUUGGCGUGUAA
This is a messenger RNA of Emys orbicularis (European pond turtle), 666 nucleotides long. RefSeq names its product amphiregulin (gene AREG). The coding region runs from base 1 to 666 and encodes 221 amino acids. Gene Ontology annotation, molecular function: epidermal growth factor receptor binding; growth factor activity. The record is from RefSeq and is a predicted model, not a curated record. NCBI's taxonomy places the organism in Eukaryota, Metazoa, Chordata, Testudines, Emydidae. Gene Ontology annotation, biological process: epidermal growth factor receptor signaling pathway; positive regulation of cell population proliferation. The transcript has 5 exons.